CAGCCUGAAAUCCGCAGCCCGUGGCCAGGCCCGGAGCCUGCGGGUUCCUUCGCAACGCCCCGAGCGGGGCAGCUGGUGCCGGCUGCGGGGACCCAGCAAACCCGGCCGGGCCGCGGAGACGCCGGCCAGGCCCCUGGCCCCAGCCGGGCGGAGGGCUCGGCCCAGCCUUUGGCAGCAGGAGCCUCGGCAGGAACAGCGCCGGUGGCUCGAGGCGGAGAGCCCAGCUCCGAUGGAGCGAGGGGACAGGCUGCGUGUGGGCGAGCGCAGGGAGAGGCGAGCGAGGGGAACGCCUGACGCCUGCGGCACAGGUUCUGCUGACCCCAGAGCCCAGGUGGUUAUUAAAACGGAGCAGGAAGAGGAGCCAGGCCCGGGGGGGCCCCCAGCGCAGAGGGAGAGAGGAAUUCUCCAUGCCCCCGGCACAGGUAUCAAAGCAGAGAUCGUGGUCAAAACGGAGCCCGAGGACGACGCCUACGGCGAGUGUGCCCAGCAUUACAGUGAAGGAGACGGUCCCGACGACCCCUUCUGUGACGCAAACCCAGAGAUCAUCGUGAAAGUGGAGCCAGACGAUGAGUCGGCCAUUGGCUACCCCCAGGGCCUGAGCGAAGGCAGAAUUCCCGGCUACCCCAGGCCAGAUCAUAACAAGAAACAUUUGGAUGCGGUAGCAGCACAAGAAGAUUUGGCCAAGGCUUCAACAAAAAAAUCAAGUCUGCCCCCCAUGAUUGAUAGCCGAUUUACGGAAAAGGAUCUCAACGACGUCUUUACUUUUGAAUUUGAAAAGCCCAAAUUUGGGCUUUUGGGAAAAGCCAAGAAGAAAUCGGCAACAUGCAAGGUGGAAAAGGAAGUGAACGGAGAGCUCAAAACAUGUAGCUUCAAGACAAGUGAAGCAAGUGCCGUGAAAAGUUUCAACCUUUGGCGGCAUGUAAAACGUAACCAUCCUGAAAACUAUGCGGCUCUGGUUACAAAAAAGGAUCAGGAAGAUGAGGCAAAACAGAAAGCUGACGCGGCUAAACGACGUUCAUCUGGCUCUUUGAAAACUCCUGGAGAAAAGAUUUUUUGCGGCGCUUCAUCCGAAAAGAAACCCAAAAUUGAGCAAACAAAACUUGCCUCAUAUUUGAAGUCCUCAAAGGUUACAGUCACCAUGGAUGUCAAUACUUUCCGUGAAGGGCUGAUGGAAAUGGUUUGCUUGAGUUCAACACCGCUCACUACCUUCGGGCUAAAGAACAAAGGAUUCCAAAAAAUUGCAGGUGAAAUGGGUCGGCAGCUUGGCGUUUCGAUGGGGCACGAUGCGGUUCGUCAUUUAGUUGUCAGCACAGCUGAGUCUGGCCGCAAAGAGCUCAAGAAAGCUUUGGAGCAAAAAUUGUGCUACCUGAAAAUGGAUGCGGCAACCCGUGGAAACAGAAAUUUCCUUGCAAUCAACGCUCAGUACUACGAAGAAGGCAAAGAUAAAGCUGUGGUAAAAACCUUGGACAUAAUCGACACUGAAGGGCGUCACAAUUCUUCGUACGUGAAAGGUCAAGUAAAAGCUAUUUUAGAAAAAUUUGGAAUCAGUGAAAUGCAAGUGCUGAGCAUCUGCGUUGACAAUGCAGCAAACAUGACGUGUGCUGUCAAAAAUGUCAGCGAGGACAAUGAAACCAUUUCUACCUCUGAGAACAGGGAUGUGGACAGAACUGAAGCUAUUUUGCCUGAUGAAGGAACUAAAGGAAUGGAUGAAAUUGAACUCAACAUGGAUGCUGCUGCGCAAUGGGCUAAUGACCCUAGUCUCAUACUUCCAACAUGGCUUCAGGAGGACGACUCAAAAGUCCAGCUGAUGAGGUGUGGUAUUCACACUCUUCAGUUGGCAAUCUGGGAUGGACUGAACAAAGAACAUGCGAAGAAAUUUCUGGCAAAAAUUCGACAAGUCGUUCUCAAACUACGAACCCCAAGUAUUCAAAGUGUUCUGCUUGAUCUACAUGGGAUAACUCAGUCAUUGGAUAAUGAGACUUGCUGGGGUUCAACAUUUGCAAUGAUUGAUCAGCUUCUUGUUUUUCAAUCUUACUGUGAACAAGUGGCUGCUGCUGGAACAAGAGAACUCAAGUUAACAAAAGCUGAAUGGGACGAAGUGAAGAACCUGCGAGACCUCUUGGCAAAGCCAAACCAAACAACCGUGAAUCUUCAAGCUGUCGAUGUAACUCCAGGAGUUUUAAUGAAGGAAUGGCGAAAACUGUCAAAAUUCUUGCAAGAAAAUGGUGGACAAAUUGCGGAAGGAAUUCUAUCCUCCAUGCAGAAACACGAAGAGAAGCUUUUUGACAAUAUUCAUUUCCUUGCUGGGGUUUAUGUUGACCCACGGUAUCGGAUUCUUCUUACCUCAAGGGAAAUACCAAAGGCAAAGGAAGGGCUCCUUGAUAUUGCUCGACGACUCGAAAAACAAAAUCUAUUGUUACAUUUGAACUUGGCAAAAGAGGUUGAAGAAAACAAAACACAACAAAAGGAGUCAUCAACAAUCGAAUUUGCGGUUUCAGAAAGCUCACAUCCUUCAGAAAUAGCAGGCUGUUCUCAAACUUCUGUCUCCACUCCGAACUUGUUCGAGCGUCCAUCCCUGAGACGUCUUCAACCAUCAUGGGGAAAUGGCGAUAAUUCAAGCAUCAAUUCUUCAGAAGAUGACGACUUUGAAAAGGAAUUGGAUGAACAAGAAAGACGCCGGCGAGUUUCUGUGAUUCAUAAUUGUAAUGAAGCAUUAUUCGAGAGAAACUUUCGGGAUGAUUGUGAGGCGAUGGAGUCUAUUGGUAGGCUAAAAGUUAAGUCUGUUUUUGAGGCCAUUCAGAGCUACCCACACCGCAUUCAGGCUGCCUGUAGAAUUGCUUCGAGCAUGCCAACAACUCAAGCUAGUGUAGAGCGACUGUUUUCAGCUUUAAAGUUAAUUUUAAAUGAUUUGCGGCAGACUAUGAAAGACGACUUGAUUGCUGCAAUAAUUUUUUACAGAAUGAAUUAUGAAUGAUUCUAGUUUAUAUCAUUGUUGAUGACAUUUAAAUUGUUUUCAAAGUCUGAAUAAAAAUGUUUUUUUUCAAAAUUA
Molecule: messenger RNA, 3049 nt
Organism: Mauremys mutica (yellowpond turtle)
Lineage: Eukaryota; Metazoa; Chordata; Testudines; Geoemydidae
Exons: 6
Coding region: 230-2974 (914 amino acids)
Source: RefSeq, a predicted model, not a curated record